Messenger RNA from Hypoxylon fragiforme, 5661 nucleotides. RefSeq lists its product as uncharacterized. The transcript is spliced from 2 exons. Bases 436 to 4932 code for a protein of 1498 amino acids. The record is from RefSeq and is a predicted model, not a curated record. Lineage: Eukaryota; Fungi; Ascomycota; Sordariomycetes; Xylariales; Hypoxylaceae. Gene Ontology annotation, molecular function: protein binding.
AUUAGAGAUGGCUCAUUACUGACUACUUCGUACCUUAAGCUACCUUACCUACCUCAUAUACUUACCUAUGUAUGCACUACCUAAGCCAGUAAUAUCCAGCCUCGGCACACCACCUUGACAUUCAUCAAGGUUAUAGUAUCAUUACUGGUAAUAUCAUUACUGGUAGUAUCAUUACUGGAGCUGAUUUGAUACAGAAACGUAGUAUUUCAUACUUGCCCUUCGUAAUGCCUCUCCGAUUAUUAAAUCAUUUACCUACAGUUACAUAAAUUGAGUCGUUACUAUACGACUAUCACAUCAGAUACCAGAAAUCAAAGGCCGAUCUAUUCAGACGCGAAUCAAAAAUGAGCCUGAGCCGUCAUGCCAUGCGAACUCAUUAAGGAACCCGUUGAUAAUUCAAUGUUCUGGGAGGGGUGACGCGCUCUACAUUAACCAGCUAUGCAUUCAUCUUUUCAUAGCAUCCCGGAUCCUUCCAAGAAAGGGCAUGUUCCCAAAUCUGCCCACGACAGCGAGACUUUCGACGCAGAUGGUACUAUUCACGUUGAUGGACUCGUUGGAUCAGCCACCAUAUCACCUUGUGGUCGCGACAUAGCUCUAGCCUCUCCAGAAGGUCUAGCCAUCAUCGACCUUGAUUCUCCUUACAGCCCACCUCGCAGGCUAAGUAGUCAUGGAAUGCCAUGGUUGGUCGUUGACGUGCAAUGGUCUCCAUUUGCUGCGCGGGACUAUUGGGUGGCGUCCACGGCGAACCAUCGCUGUUUGGUCUGGAAUCUGAACUUGAGGGAAGACUCGGCCACAGGAGCGAUUGAGCAUUCUCUUCAAGGCCAUAGCAGAGCUAUUACGGAUAUCAACUUCUCUGCUCACCACCCCGACAUUCUUGCUACUUGCGCCGUGGAUGGCUACGUGCAUUCCUGGGAUCUGCGAAGGCCUAAGCAACCCGUUUUGACAUUCUGCGACUGGUUUGCUGGCGCUACCCAAGUCAAAUACAAUCGCCAGGACCCCUAUGUGCUUGCCUCUUCACAUGAUAGAUGGCUACACAUCUGGGACGAGAGGAAGCCUUCUAUGCCUCUCAAGUCUAUCAGCGCACAUACAUCCAAGAUCUAUGGCCUCGAUUGGAAUCGCUCUAGAGCAACUCAUAUUGUUACUUGUUCUGUGGACAAGAGCAUCAAGUUUUGGGAUUACGCCGGGUCCGAUGAACCAGAAAGAAUCAUUCGCACUGACUUCCCUGUUUGGCGCGCUCGUCAUACUCCUUUUGGAUGGGGCCUGUUGGCUAUGCCUCAAAAUGACCCUGGAAACCUGUAUCUGUAUGAUGUUCGUCGUGAUGAAGGAGAACCUUUAGAUGAUGCCGUGAACCCUCGGACUAUCUUUCCCGGUCAUGGGACGCACAAGGUGAAGGAAUUCUUAUGGAGAAGUCGCGGAACUGUCACCGAUGAAGGGAUCGACAAUCGUGGGUUCCAACUCGUAUCAUGGGGCGAAGACAACGAGCUGCGCCUUCAAAGAGUUGAUGAACCGACUCUUGAAUCUGUCGGUCAUGUGAAAGGUGGUCCAGCUCGAAAAUUCAACCUGACGAGAAAGGGAGCUGCGUAUAAGACGUACCGAGCCGUUGAUGACCAUGCGCAUAGGGAGAAGAAGUCGGCUACAAUGAGUGACCCUCGCCCGGGCAGUGGAGGAGGUCAUGUCCGUCGUAGUGCUCUCACCAUGGGAAUGCAGACGAUGUCGUCACAUUAUCCUCGAUCUGGCAGCGGCAUACCAAGCUGGAAAGGCCCCUCGAUGAAAGCCAAGUCAGCUACAGGGAAGAUUAUAGAUAGAGGCCUUGAUCAAGUCGGUUGGAUGAAGGGUAUCAGCAUGAGCAAGAAGUCGGCGAUGAUUGGGCCAUCCCAGAGAAAGGAGUCGAGAGAUUCUACCAUGUUCGGACAUCACUUUCAUGACGAGCAUUGGGGAGAGCCGGAAACACUACAGGAAGAAAUCAUUCGUGUUAGCCAGCAAUUGCCGAAUGUCAAAUGGGACAAUGUCGACAUGGAUUCUUUAACCUUGAAAGCUUCCCUCAAAGGACCGUGGGGUGCAGAUGGCGAUACCAUUUUUAUCAAAGUGAAGGUGGACAUUCCUGGGAACUAUCCUAAAUCAAGAGCUCCGAAAUUCAUCGUCGAGAAGACAGCUUUGAUGUCAGACCAGAUAUAUAAGAAACUUGACCAGGAAAUACACCAACUAAUAAGUCAAUUCGCAAAGAAGCGGCAGAACUGCCUCGAGGUAGCUUUUAGUUAUCUCCUUGGAGAGAUCGACCUUUCGACUAGUGAUUCACUUUUCAAGAAUGUCAAAGAUCUAGACGAUGACAUGGGCGGACUGGCCGACGAGAGUUCGAGCGAGGAAGAGGAUACCGAUAUUCCUGCGGGCGGCUCUGCCACCAUGUCGCAAGAGCUCACUGCCAGCACCGAGUUGGAUGCAACCCUUGCACCGAUUAAUCGACCUACUAUUCCACCUAUGCCGCGUUUCUGUGGUGGCCGUUUCUCCAAUGACGGGAGAUUAGUUUGUUUUUUCCCUACCAAGGAAGAGAAAGCUAAGAAUGCCUCUUUCUUUCCUUCCAGUGACUCUUAUAGGGAACGACCCAAAGGCGAGCCUAGCUUUGCCGGAUUUGGUAGACUUCAACAAGAGUCAUCAGUUCCAAGAAACCGGUAUGCCAAUGACGAUGUCUCUGCCACUGAAGACCAGUCUGAUUCGGAAGAUACAGAAGGCUCUUCUAGUUCGAGUGACUCUGAAACCACGUAUAUGCAUAAGAUCAAUAUGUGGUAUCUACCUGGCCGGCGCUUCCGGAAGACAUUCAGUGGUAGUUAUUCAAUGCAUUCAAGCGGAGGGGGGACUGGUAUUGGUACCGGUACCGGCACUGGCACAAGUAGACGUCGGCCAGGAAAACCCAAGAACAUAAUAUCUAUCCACGACGUUUCUAAUGAGCUACCUUCCAAGCCAGAAUUCGCUCAAGAAUAUUGCAUUUUUGGGGAUGGUGCAGAGGUUUGUGAACAUAAUGCAGCUGUUGCAGAAAAAUAUGGCCGAUCCGGUCUUGUUGAUAUUUGGAAAUACGCGGCUUUAUUACUCAGAAAAGACAUUCCCCUCGAACUUUUAGGGGGUGGCCAGAAUAGAAGAUCAGUACUUGUCAUCGCGAAGGAUGCCGUUGCACGUCUCGGCGACGCCAGGCCGUCCUCUAGGAAUUCGGACUCUGUCGCACUCACCGGGCGAGUUAAAUGGGGAUACCACCCUCUCGCAAAAGGCCUUAUAGACGACCUGUUCGACUAUUUUGAAAAAUUGGCGGAUAUACAGAUGCUUGCUAUGCUUUCAUGCAUAUUUAGCGAAUCUUCCAAUGAAGACAGUGUUGCUUAUGCAGAAUCCCAUCUCCCUCAGCCAGAGACGCCACUUCCUAUGAAAGCACCGUCAUUUUCUUUAGAUUAUUUCCCUACAGACGCAUCGAUCUGGCACCAUCAUUACAACUACAAAAGCCAAGCCAACUCCGCAAUCUCUACACCCAAGACAGUACAUACUCCGGUGAAUAUCGCGGGUUCGUACGGAUCCGAAGAAAUCGCGUGGGGUGGUGAACCGAAAUCCAACUCGUACUCAUGCGGUGAAACGCCCCCGACGACAACUCCACGGGAGCCAGAUGGCGAUCCGACGCAAAGCUUGGCUACAUCCCCUGACAAUAGGCUCCUAACCCGUGCCAAUACUGCUUUAAGUGCCGGCCUGGCUAGCUUCCCCAGGGCUUUUGCGAGUGUUGCUUCCACGUCCCCUCCGAGUCGGAAACGCCCCAGUCCUGGAGAUACAUUUCUGUCCAAUCUUGCCCCAACCAACAUUACUUGGGGUGGCUCGACUAUUCUGGGUCCUACGUCUGAGCCGUCAGGUACUGCGCGGAAUUCUUACUCGGACGAUGACAUGCGGAAUGACGACGCUUUACCACUCGUAUGCUACGGCAUAUCCACGGUAAUGGAGGAUCAGUCCCCGUUCGACGAUGACGGCUGGUUAGGUACCCCCUUCCUCGAGCCUUCACGUUAUCCCAUAUACGCGAGUUACCGCCACGCUUAUGCAGAAAUGUUACAGAUGUGGAGGCAACCGUUGGCGCGACUCGAGAUUCUGAAAUUCAAUGUCCUCAAAGAUCCUUCUGAUCUUCAUACGACUAGUUUCGCAAGCUCUAGAGCUACUAGCUAUCACGACUUCUAUCACAAUAACGAGGAAAUAAAUAACACCUCGAUAUCGCACAAUGAUGCUGGCUCACCUAUCGUAUUAGGGAAAAGGGAGCUGCUACAAUCUCUGAUCACGUCUGAUCGUGGAAUAGACGUGACGGGAAUCUGUCGCGUACACGAGACUCAUUUGGACCCUAUUCGAUCAACUUACGCUAGUGCGACUUGUGGUGGUGCCGUUGGCACUUGCGAUCGCUGCAAACGCACACAAACGCAGCUUCUGUGUGUAUUCUGUAGCGAACCGAUGGACGCUCUAUACCCUCCUUGUCUAUCCUGCGGCUGUGCCAGUCAUGACACUUGCAUAGCAGAAUGGCAUGCAGCUGGUGAAACCGAAUGCCCGGCGGGAGAUGAAUGCGAUUGUGCUGAAGAAGCGAGCACAGGCCAAAUCGAAACGUGGGCUGCUAUCUUGGGCGCCCUACGUCAAGGCAAAAUCCGCAAGCCGUCGGAUGUCGGCCUAGAAGCUUCCCAGCUUGCUGCGGACAAACGCGGCGGCUCCAUUGACAAGCACGACUGGGAGAAGAUCGCUAGCGGCGCAUUCAUACCCCUCGCCGAUGGGCAAGGCAAACCCCUAGACCCAUACCAAUUCCAAACCCCCAUGUCAGCUGCUCGAAUCAGUCUUGGGAACAAGCUGAGAAAAUCGGCAGGAAACUGGGGCAGCACGUCUUCGUUGCGCAAGAAAUCGGGUAGUGGAUCGGGCUCGGGGUCGGCGAGUAGGCGAUGAGUGAAACUUUACGACUUUUGUACCGAUAUAUGAUGUAUACGAGUAUAGGUUUUCCUGGGUUCUUGUGUACAAAUAGGAUUGGAGCGGGCGUUGUAGGGUUUUUGAGUAUGUGUAUACGGAGCGGUUGGAACUGCUGAAUAUACCUACUGAAUGUAUGUACAAGUCACAGAAGCUGGUGAUUACCAUGCAUCGCAUUUCUGGAUGGGAUUGAUGCCCAGCUCCUCUGAUGAUGAACUAUUGGUUUUGAUGACAUGACGCUUGUCUACUUACCUGAGAUAGGUAGCCCAAGGUACUCGAAAUAAGUGACUGUAAAAGAUCAUCGCUCAAUACCCCUUUUCCAUCGCAUCUUACAAAUUUACCCAGCUCAACCGCUCAAUCCAGACAGACUCCUGCCGCCAUUCCGCCUCCUGUUUUCCCUUUUCCCAUUUUCAUCCCAAACCCCUAAGCUUGCCCUUUUCAGAUCCGACCGGCCAGUUUUACCCGGUACCGGUAUUUUAUUACAUCCGUCCGCCUAUCCCAAUACCAAGAAUAAACCAGAACAAAUAUACUAGGUAGCCACAUUAGGUAUUAGGCAGAUACCCCUUUGAAACAAGAUUGAAAAAAAAAAAAAAACCAUCAUCGUGGUCGUCGCCACCGCCUUCGCCUUUGACUUUGACUUAAUCCCACCUCCCCCGUUCAACUUAGCUAGGCACCUCAACACCUGCACAUCUGCACACACCGACUCGUCGG